UGUCUCCCUCUGCAGGCGACUUCGUGAUCCUGCUGAACGCUGGGAUGAGCAUCCAGCAGGCCCUGUUCUUCAACUUCCUCUCAGCCUGCUGCUGCUACCUGGGAAUGGCAUUCGGAAUUCUGGCCGGGAAUCAGUUCUCCCCAAACUGGAUCUUUGCCCUGGCCGGGGGGAUGUUCCUCUACAUCGCGCUGGCAGACAUGUUCCCGGAGAUGAACGAGGUGAGCCGGGAGGAGGAAGAGGCCGGAGGGAGCGGCUCUUUCGUCACCUUCAUCAUCCAGAACGCUGGCCUGCUGACGGGAUUCAGCAUCAUGCUGCUCCUGACCGUCUACUCAGGACAGAUCCAGCUGGGAUAGCGGCGGAUCGGGACUAAACCCGGUUCCUGCUGGACUAAACUGAACAUUUGAACCCCCCGGCCUGUAGGGGGCGCACCCAAAGAGUCGAGAGCGGCGGACUCGGGCGUCAGCUCUGAGUUAAAACUGAACUGUGCAGUUUUUGUUUUUGGAAAAAGACAAACUGGACCAGCUGGACUCGGUCUGGACCAAAACCUGGAACACAAACCAGCGAUUCGAACCAGUCCAGGAGCAGAGUACUAACCCUGGACUGGACCUGACCGGAACCCAGUCUAAAUGAGCCAGUUGACGUGCAGCAGACGGAUCAAACUGACCUGGAAUAUGCAUCUGCUUUAUUUUACUUCCGUUGUUCUACCAAAUCUUCCUUCGUUUGCUUUCUUUCUUCCUUUUUUUUCCCGUCUUUAUUCCGUACAGUGGCCUUGCCUGUCUUGUCAUCAUAAUUAUUAUUAAUGCAAAAGGAUGUUGUUUGUGUACGUGGCGUUGUGUCUAAGCUUUUAAACUCAUAAACUCAUAAACUUAUUUGAUUUUUUCACACCUGUUACCCCAAACCUCCACUAGUUACGUCUCGUUACGUCUCAUUAUGUCUCGUUACGUCUCAUUCCAUCUCAUUCGGUCUCUCUUUUUACACCAGGAGUAAAGCAGCAUAAAGUUAUCCAAAAGCAGUGUGUAAGACUGGUGGAGGAGAACAUGAUGCCUAAAUGCAUAAAAAAAACUGUGAUAAAAAAAACAACCAGGGUUAUUCCACCAAAUAUUAAAACAAUAUCGUUCAAAUUUUUCUGAACUUUUUUCUUGCAUUAUUUGAGGUCUGCAUCUUUU
This is a messenger RNA of Astyanax mexicanus (Mexican tetra), 1166 nucleotides long. RefSeq names its product metal cation symporter ZIP14-like. The transcript has 2 exons. The record is from RefSeq and is a predicted model, not a curated record. Gene Ontology annotation, cellular component: membrane. The coding region runs from base 45 to 353 and encodes 102 amino acids. NCBI's taxonomy places the organism in Eukaryota, Metazoa, Chordata, Actinopteri, Characiformes, Acestrorhamphidae. Gene Ontology annotation, biological process: intracellular zinc ion homeostasis; zinc ion import across plasma membrane. Gene Ontology annotation, molecular function: zinc ion transmembrane transporter activity.